This is a messenger RNA of Diabrotica balteata, 3308 nucleotides long. The record is from the annotation of a GenBank genome assembly. NCBI's taxonomy places the organism in Eukaryota, Metazoa, Arthropoda, Insecta, Coleoptera, Chrysomelidae.
UAUAAAGUGAGGUCAAGUCAAAAUAGUGAAUUCGAUUUUUUAGCUGAAUGUAUUGAUGAUGUUGUAAACCAAUACUCAAUUGAAUGAACUCCCUUAAUGAUAAACAAAGUAUUUUUAUUUUAAGAUAUGAGGACCACCUGUUUAUUACUACUGCUAUUGUCUACGUCUCUGUGUGAGCUAUCCGAUAAAAGAAGACUGUCUAGUUUAGAACUAGUAAAAGACAAAGAUUCUAGAUUAUUGGUUUUUUCAACUUUGGAUGGUACUUUGACUGGAAUUGAACAGCAGACAGGCAAUGUAAAAUGGACAGUUAAAGAGAAACCUAUUGUUCAAGUGCCACUGAAUGUUUCCAAUGCAAUUGUUCCUUUUUAUCUACCAGAUCCAAGAGACGGGUCACUUUAUUUAAUCGGAGAUGUCAGGGAACCCUUGAAAAAAUUACCAUUUACUAUUCCACAGUUAGUUUCAACAUCUCCUUGUAGAAGUUCAGAUGGAAUUCUAUAUACAGGAAAGAAAAAAGAUACAUGGUUCAAAUUGGAUCCAAAAUCUGGCAAAAAACAGCUGAUCAUGGGCUGGGAUGAUUACAGCCCAACAUGCCCUAUAGACACGAAAAGUUCUGUCUACAUUGGCAGGACGCAGUAUACUUUAAGAAUGGUUGAUGAGAAGAAAGCAGAUAAUAAGUGGAAUGUUACUUUUUAUGAUUAUACAGCUAGACCUAUGGGUAUGGAAGAACUAAAUAAUUAUGAUUAUGUCCACUUCACAUCUACGUCUACAGGACAGGUAGUAACAUUAAACCGCCGAUUAGGUAAUUUGCUAUGGGAUAAAGAUCUUGGCAGUCCUGUUAUAGGUGUAUAUUUGCUCGAUUCUGAAGGGCUGUUAUCCCUCCCAUUCACCUCUUUAGCUAACCAAACCUUAUCUUAUUUGCAAACCGAAUUAGUCACCAAUGGAGGAUUAUUGGAAAGAGCCAAUCACAUGAAACUGUAUCCGACAAUAUACAUCGGGGAACAUGUGCACGGGUUGUUCGCUUUACCGUCUUUGGUAGACAAAAAUUACGUUACGAUAGGAAACAGCAAUGGACCGUUGUUGUUAGGAGGUCCUCACGCUCCGGAUCACGUCGUUCAUCCUGAUUAUCCCAUUCCAGGAUAUAAUUAUCACCUACCAAACGGCGCCGAAAGUAACGGUCAGGUCUUAUUCCAAAGCUUGCCCAGUUUCAUGCAAAGCGUCGUAGGACAUUACAACGUACCCAGCUUUAGCAAUCAAAAAUUCUUAACCAACAACAAAGAAAUAAUCAUUCUUAAAGACGCCACUGGUGAAAUUUCCGACCAGAACAACGAUAAAGAUGGCGAAAGAACACAUAGACCUCAAAUAGACUUUAUUACUAUCGAAGAGAAGAAAGAUGAAGAGUCGGGCAGCGUUUGGGGUUGGUUCGAUACUCAGCACAAAGCUUUGAAAUUGUGGAUAAACCAACAGGAGAAUAAGGGGCUGAAAAUUUCUCUUAUAAUAAUGGCUGGAUGUGUUAUAGCUAUGUUUUGGUAUCUUCAAAUACAGGUACGUGAGUUUCAGAGUCAAUCUCGAAACAACUCACAAUCGAGCCAACAAAAUUUCAAGCACAUUAGUACGUCAACCACUCUAGCAGAGGAAUUACCAAACGGUUUGGUCAAAGUUGGUAAAAUAACCUUCCAUCCAGAUCAGGUGCUUGGUAAAGGAUGCGAUGGAACCUUUGUUUACAGGGGUGAAUUUGACAGCAGAAGAGUAGCCGUCAAACGACUUUUGCCGGAAUGUUUCACCUUCGCCGACCGUGAAGUAUCCCUGUUAAGAGAAAGCGACGCCCAUCCUAACGUCAUUCGUUAUUACUGUAUGGAGCAGGACAGAAUGUUCCGAUACAUCGCUUUGGAAUUAUGUCAAGCUACUGUUACGGAAUACAUCCAAGGUAAUUGUGAUAUUUGUCCCAUCGCUCCCUUGGAAAUAUUACGACAAGCUACUUCUGGAUUGUGUCAUCUGCAUUCGUUGGAUAUAGUGCAUCGAGACAUUAAACCCCGGAAUGUCUUAAUAUCAGUGCCGAAUAAUAAAGGAGAAGUUAAAGUGAUGAUAUCCGAUUUUGGUCUGUGUAAAAAGCUGCAAGUAGGUAGAGUGUCGUUUUCCAGACGAUCUGGAAUAACCGGUACCGAUGGUUGGAUAGCACCAGAGAUGCUCAAUAGCACAGAAAGAACUACUUACGCCGUAGAUAUGUUUUCAUUGGGCUGUCUAUACUACUACGUCUUAUCCAGAGGCCGACAUCCCUUUGGUGACAGUUUGCGAAGACAGGCAAAUAUUUUGUCUGGAAAAUACGAUUUAUCAGAACUAAAAGGUCCAGACUGGAUGAGAAACGUUCACAUUAAUCUCAUAUCAGCCUUAAUUUCUGCAGAACCGGACUUGAGGCCGUCUUGUAGAGCAGCUUUGGAUCAUCCUAUAUAUUGGAAGUAUGACUACAUACUUAACUUCUUUCAGGAAGUUAGCGAUCGAAUUGAAAAGUCCUUUCCCGAAGACAGUAUUCUACUAGAACUCGAAGCUGAUAGCUCGCAUAUAGUAAAAAUAGAUUGGAGAGCUCACAUUCACGAAGAGGUUUCUUCUGAUCUCAAAAAGUACAGAUCCUACCAAGGGUAUUCUGUAAGAGACUUGCUGCGGGCGUUAAGAAAUAAGAAACACCACUUUAGAGAGUUGUCCCCAGAAGCUCAAAAGAUACUCGGAAGAGACUCGGAGUCUUUCACAACAUACUGGCUCAGCCGGUUUCCUCUUUUACUCGUGCACACUUGGAUCGUCAUGCAAAACGUCGCCGAUGAAGAUCACUUUAUAAAAUUCUAUCACACGUCGUUCCGUUACCCGUUAGAAUUAUACAGAGAGCAAAUGUUGGAAUACGUUUCUAAAAACCCGCCGAUCUUACCAGCAGACUACAUCCCGCCAGCAGAGCAGAACUCAAGCGAAGAUACGGCUGGUGGUCUAGUUCGAAGAAAUACGAAGUUUCUAAGUAGCAUGGGUAGUCCUAGAAGAAAAUCAGAGCAGAGUAAAGUGCCUAGUGAUUUGGUGAAAUCGGGAGGACUUUACAGGAAUUUUAAAGAAGAAGCAUCUAACGGAGUCAAAUUGUAUCAGCAGAAAAAGAAAAAGACUAAAAGGAGUGACGAACCGUUGGUUUGGUCUAUUAAUUAAGGAUGGAAAUAUGACAAGAUGUUGAUUUACUGUGAUAUUUGCAUUUGUACAAAGAUUUUAGUUGUUAAAACUUUUUAUUUAAGCUAAGUGUAUAUUUUUACAGAGUAAUAUAUAAGAUUUUCACCGUUUAC